AUGGCCAACCGGAUCUCAACACAAUACUAACCGUAUUAAACCAACUUCAGUUAGACAACCAAACCCUUCACCAAGAAAACGCAGAACUUAGAGAUGCUCUUAAUCAAUUUCGCAUCCAAGGAGUUGACAAUAAAUAUAAGGAGCCCAAACCAAACUGUUAUCCUGAUGAUCGUACACAGGUGGGCCUCCUUGGAAGCUUGUUAACUGGAUCAGCUUUAGCUUGGUUCGCACCUUUGUUGGAAAAGCAAUCUAAGCUUCUAGAAGACUUCGGGGAACUGGUCAAAGAGUUUGAGGCAACGUUUGGCGACGCUGACAAACAGAUUGCUAGUGACCUGGACUGGGGUGAAGCAGCACUGGUCGACCAGUUCAGAACCGGGGGAGCCCCAGCUGUAGUAAGGAGGCUACGGCUGGAUCAAGACAUUAGCUUAAACCCCAAAAUACUAUCAUCCUAUUCGUCUAAUGCCCUUACUCCUAAACUGAGUUUACACUUACCGGGCGGCUCCGAGGUUAAAAUAGUAGCUUUAGUCGACUCUGGUGCCUCUGCUUGUUUUCUAGACACUACUUUCGCUCAAGAAUGUAACAUACCCAUUUACAAAAAAGAACUACCAUUUUCAGUAGAAGUGAUCGAUGGCAGGAAAAUCUCUUCUGGGAAUGUUACUCAUGAAACGGGACCCUUACUCGUAUACCUCCAAGGCCACUAUGAAAACAUGUUGUUUAAUCUUAUUUUAUCACCUAUUAUUUAA
This is a messenger RNA of Racocetra persica, 743 nucleotides long. The record is from the annotation of a GenBank genome assembly. Lineage: Eukaryota; Fungi; Glomeromycota; Glomeromycetes; Diversisporales; Gigasporaceae.